Messenger RNA from Pelecanus crispus (Dalmatian pelican), 588 nucleotides. The record is from RefSeq and is a predicted model, not a curated record. NCBI's taxonomy places the organism in Eukaryota, Metazoa, Chordata, Aves, Pelecaniformes, Pelecanidae.
AAUGGCACUAAGAAGUUCUGGGAUUUUAUGAGGACACAUGACAGUGUGUCAAUCCUGAUCUUUAAUACUUCUCGGCAGUGCUUUGUUGUGGUGAAGCAGUUCCGCCCAGCUGUUUACAUGUGUGAAGUAGAAAGGCACCAUCCUCAAGUCUUUCAGCAUCAGGACAAGGAGAGCUUCUCUCGUGUAGAGGAUCCCUUACCUGCUGUGGUAGGAGUGACCUACGAACUCUGUGCUGGCAUUGUAGACAAACCAGACCUUUCUUUAGAAGAAAUUGCAUGUGGGGAAGUCUUAGAAGAGUGUGGCUAUCGUGUUCCCAUUAAAGACCUAAGAAGGAUCACUUCUUACAGGUCUGGAGUUGGUGUGACAGGUUCUAGGCAGACAUUAUUUUAUGCAGAAGUAACAGACCAGAUGAGAACUGGUGAAGGAGGUGGCCAGCCUGAAGAAGGAGAGCUGAUUGAAGUUGUAGAAGUACCUUUAGAAGACUCCAUGAAGUUUGCUUACGAUGAGACUCUCCCAAAGACGAUGGGUGUCAUCUUCAGCUUCAUGUGGUUCCAAAACAACAUAGCACCCAAGCUAUCAAAAAAGUAA